Molecule: messenger RNA, 4173 nt
Organism: Phascolarctos cinereus (koala)
Lineage: Eukaryota; Metazoa; Chordata; Mammalia; Diprotodontia; Phascolarctidae
Gene: HSPA12B
Product: heat shock protein family A (Hsp70) member 12B
Source: RefSeq, a predicted model, not a curated record
GGUGUGUGGGUCCGAAGGGGUGGGGGACAGGAGUGGGAGGAAAUAGUCCAGAAAUCCCCCGGACUUUGGGGAUCUCCUGCCUGCCUGCUCCAAGGCACUGGAGAGGAGGGAAGGUGUGGACCCACCCUGAAGGAGGACUGAGCGAUAGGCUGAUAAAAAACGAAGACUAGUCCGCUCCCUGACUUAGGCGCAGGGGGCCUGGCUGGGCCGAGGAACAUCUGCAUCCAGACACAGUUGGAACGAGGCAGCUUCGGUGAUCCGGCGGUAACAGAGAGACCAGAAAAAGAGGGAGCCUUCCAGGGGAUGCUAAGAUGCUGGCCGUGCCAGAGUCUCAGAUGCACAGUCUGCAAAUAAGUACAAAUGGGGAGCGGUCACCUUUGCUCACCCCUCCAAGCUCUCCGAGGAUGCAGGACAGCUGUAGCAUUGCUCCACUCACCCCUUCUCAGUCCCCGAGGAGCGAGGCCCGAGCCCCUCAGCCUGCUCCAUUCUCCGUGGUGGUGGCCAUCGACUUUGGCACAACCUCUAGUGGCUAUGCCUUCAGUUUCACCAAUGACCCUGAGUCCAUUCACAUGAUGAGGAAGUGGGAGGGCGGGGACCCAGGUGUGGCCCACCAGAAGACGCCCACCAGCCUGCUGCUGACCCCGGAGGGUGCCUUCCAUAGCUUUGGCUACACAGCCAGGGACUACUACCACGACUUGGACCCCGAGGAGGCUCGGGACUGGCUGUACUUUGAGAAGUUCAAGAUGAAGAUCCAUAGCACCAGUGACCUGACCAUGAAGACAGAGCUAGAGGCUGUGAAUGGGAAGAAGAUGCCGGCCCUGGAGGUGUUCGCCCACGCUCUGCGGUUCUUCAAGAAACACGCUGUGCAGGAGCUCAGGGAACAGUGCCCAUCACUGCCGGAAAGGAAUGCCAUCCGCUGGGUACUCACCGUUCCUGCCAUCUGGAAGCAGCCAGCCAAGCAGUUCAUGAGGGAAGCUGCCUACCUGGCGGGCUUGGUGUCCCCCGAGGAUCCCGAGCAGCUCCUCAUAGCCCUAGAGCCUGAAGCGGCUUCCAUCUACUGUCGGAAGCUCCGUCUCCACCAGCUCAUUGACCUUAGCUGCCGGCCGGUGUCCAACGGCUUCCUGGGCGAGCGGCGUUCCAUCGACUCCAGCUUCCGCCAAGCCAGAGAACAGCUGCGAAGAUCACGCCACAGCCGUACCUUCCUGGUGGAAUCAGGCAUCGGAGAGCUGUGGGCAGAGAUGCAGGCAGGUGACCGCUACAUUGUGGCGGAUUGUGGGGGCGGUACCAUGGACCUGACCGUGCACCAGAUAGAGCAGCCCUUGGGGACCCUCAAGGAACUCUACAAAGCUUCAGGGGGCCCCUAUGGGGCAGUUGGGGUGGACCUGGCUUUUGAGCAGCUGCUGGGCAGGAUCUUCAGUGACGACUUCAUCACCACCUUCAAAACCAAGCGUCCAGCGGCCUGGGUGGACCUGACCAUCGCCUUCGAGGCCCGCAAGCGAACGGCCGGGCCCCACCGCGCCAGUCCCCUCAACAUCUCCCUGCCCUUCUCCUUCAUCGACUUCUACCGCAAGCAGCGGGGUCACAACGUGGAGACAGCCUUGCGCAAGAGCAGUGUGAACUUUGUGAAGUGGUCCUCCCAGGGCAUGCUGAGGAUGUCCUGCGAAGCCAUGAAUGAGCUGUUCCGGCCCACCGUCAGCCAGAUCAUCAAGCACAUUGAUGAGCUGCUGGCCCGCCCAGAGGUGCAGGGGGUGAAGUUUUUGUUCCUCGUGGGGGGCUUCGCCGAAUCAGCCGUGCUCCAACAUGCGGUGCAGGAGGCCUUCACCGGCCGAGGCCUGCGGGUCAUCAUCCCUCAGGACGUGGGCCUGACCAUCCUGAAGGGCGCCGUGCUGUUCGGCCUGGACCCUGGCGUGGUCCGAGUGCGCCGCUCACCGCUCACCUACGGCGUCGGGGUCCUUAACAAGUUCGUGGCUGGCCGCCACCCCGCAGAAAAGCUGCUGGUCAAGGACGGCAAGAGCUGGUGCACCGACGUCUUUGAGCGCUUUGUGGCGGCCGACCAGUCCGUGGCCCUGGGAGAGGUGGUUCAGCGCAGCUACUGCCCAGCCAGGCCUGGCCAGCACCGCAUCCUCAUCAACAUCUACUGCUGCGCGGCCGAGGACGUGCAGUACAUCACCGACCCUGGCGUGCGCAAGUGUGGGGCCAUCAGCCUCGAGCUGGCCCCUGCCCCUCCAGGGGCAACUCCCACCCGCCGGGAGAUUCGGGCCUCUAUGCAGUUUGGGGACACGGAGAUCAAGGUCACCGCUGUGGACGUCAGCACUUCCCGGACUGUGCGAGCCACCAUCGACUUCCUCUCCAAUUGAGGGCAGGGAGGGGAAAGAGGCUUAGCCGUGGGCCAAUUCUCCCUUCAACAUCUCAUGUUCCCCCCUCUGCCCACACCUCCACCUUCUCCCCCAAGUGCCCUCCAACAACCCCCAUCCCUUCUCCCAGUCUUGUUUCUUGAGACCCAUCCUCCAGAUUUCUACCUUCUCUCCUCUCCUCUUCUUCCUUUCCCUCCCCUACCUGUUCAUUUCACUUUCCCCCUAUCCAGCCCACGUUCUUCCAUUCCCUCUUUUUAGGCUUGGACUCCACCCUUCCACAGCCCCAAAUUCUGCCUUCAUCUCACUGUGCUGUACUUGGGCUGGGGAUGAAAAGAGGGACCUUGAAAAACUUCCUAAAGUGCAGCACAAGGACUUAAGACCAAUGGAAAGAGCACUACUGGGCUAACUUGGGGUCCUUACCCCCCUCUUGGUGGGCUGAGACUGCUCUCCCCACCACUCCACCCCAGGGAGUUUGCACGGGCUUUCCCGCUGACAGGCAGCCCUUGAGAAGGUGCCAGAGGGUGCCCAGUGAAGAAGGCAAGAAUUUGGUGAGGGUCCUCCCAAAAUCGUGCUGGGGGGAAGCCCUGGAAUUCAUUCCUGGGUAGGCCAAACUGGCAAGAGUCACCCCUACUGCCCACAGAAGAGGGUUGAAUGGGAGGGGGAGAUCCCCAGCAUCCCAAUCCCCCACCCUGUCCACAGAAUCAUAGAACGCUGAAGCUAGAAAGGGCUUUAGAGAUCACCCAGCCCAUCUAAACCACAGGGGAGACUGAGGCCCAGAAAGGUUAAGCUACAUGUCUGUGGGUCACUCAGUAAGCAAGGGACAGAGAUGAGGUUCAAACUCUGCUCUCUUCCCCCUGCACCACUCUUUCCUAUAUAGCUCAGUAUGCUUCGCUUUGUCUUACUGGGAAAAGGGGUGCAGGUAAAUUCAGAUUCUAUUUUUAUAGCUUAAACCCGUCCUCCAGCUUGGACCUAUCCUGCCGCGGCUUAGAGCUGAGAGUGGGAAAUGGAGCAAGGGGAGAUUCAAUGAUGCUCGCUUUGGGGGGAUGGCAUAGCCCCGUGUCCUUUGACCAGCAAGGCCCUAGGGAACAAAGAAUUCUACACAGCACUUAGUGACUUCUCUGGCUUACCAGGCAGAACGCUGGAAUGGAGACCUCGUUGACCCCUGGGGGGUCCUGCCACCUAAGGGGGAUGACAGAAGCCAUGCAUACAAGGGACUGAUGGACACAGGCCAGUGACGCACAGAAAGGGGCUGAGACCAAUAAAGCCCCGACUCGGUAGUGUGAAGAGUGUAAGCCCAUCUCACCGGGUAGGGUCUGGAAAUAUUGGACAAUGGCAGUACUUGACAAGUAGGGGAGGGGAGUACUACAUUCAGUUUUCACUAACAGGGUAAUAUUACUAGUCAGAAGUAUAUUACUAGGGUAACCAAGUUACUGGCAGGUAUAUAACUAGGCGGGAUAGUUACUAGCGGGGUAAGGUACUAACGGGGUGGUAUUUCUGACCCCUGGACAUAAUGAGAACAAUGAUUCCUCAAGAGGUUAGUCUAACAAUCCAUACAGGAAAAACCAAAUGGAUGAAAAAUGCACAUUGUCCAGAUUGUGACACGUGGUUGUACCGACAGUCUGCUGAGUAAGGACGUCAGUACAUCACUGACGAUGGACAGCAGAGGAACAUGUGGAACCGGAGGAAAACAGGCAGCAUUGUUUUGGAAACUGCUCAGCACUUUCCACAAUCUCCACUGAGACCCAAUUUUCUUUUUUUUUCCUUUUUUUUUUUUUAAAGGCAAUUGGGGUUAAGUGACUUGCCCAUGGUCACACAGCUA